Solanum dulcamara is the source of this 1588-nucleotide messenger RNA. Its product is annotated as zinc finger protein ZAT9-like. The coding region runs from base 305 to 1444 and encodes 379 amino acids. The record is from RefSeq and is a predicted model, not a curated record. Lineage: Eukaryota; Viridiplantae; Streptophyta; Magnoliopsida; Solanales; Solanaceae. Gene Ontology annotation, molecular function: DNA-binding transcription factor activity. The transcript has a single exon.
AUUUUCCUACCCACGCCACAGUCAAUGCCUGAGUUGAGAACGUGACAGUCAAUUUUCCACACAAUAGCAGUUUUAGAAUGACUCUUCCUAAUCCCUUCCCCCUCUUCAACUUCUUCUUCUUCUCAUUUUUCUUCUAUUUUUUCAUAUUAAUUAACUUUCCUUGUUGGAGCUCAUGAAUUUUCCCUUUUUUUUCGCCUCAUCAGUUUCCUUUUAAGCUAAGUUACCUCCAUCCCUAGCUCGUAGCUAACAUAAUUUUAUUUUUUUUUUUAUAAUUAACAAAUUUUGGUCUGUGCUCUUUUUUAUCAUGGGGACGCUAUGGAUAAAUCUGAAGAUUUCAGAGAAGGAUGAGUUAGAAGAUCAUCAUGAUGAGAAGGAGGAUGUUAUGGAAUUUGGAGUAACAGACGAAGACGAAGAUAUUAAAGUUGAGAUUCCAAAAAAUGAUGAUGAUGAUAAGAGAAGGAUUUGUCAUGUGUGUAACAAAGGAUUUGGCUCUGGUAAAGCAUUAGGAGGUCACAUGAGAAUUCACGUUCAACCUUCCAAAAAGCAGCUCUUCUCUGGUAAAAAGGACAAAAAAUCGAAAACACGAGAACAAGUAUAUUUAGAAAAUUGCAAUAAUGAUCAGUUGUUACCAACUUGUUCAAUGUGUGGUAAGAAUUUCCCGUCGAUGAAAUCGUUGUUUGGACAUAUGAGGUGUCAUCCUGAACGGGCAUGGAGAGGAAUUCAUCCUCCUCACUUGAAAUCUAUCGACGAGAUCCAUAUAAAAAAAGCGAAAAAAACAGCUUCUGCUACUACUACGACUACUGUUACUGUACCUGGAUGGUCAGUGACAGCUAAGCGAGGCCGUAAGCCCAAUGCUGAAGAAGAAGCCACUAACUCAGUCUCUAAGGAUGAGGAGCAAUUGCAGGAUGCUGUUCAUCAUCUGAUGCUCCUCGCCAACGGAGAUUCAAUCGAGUCUGGUGUUACUCGGCAUGAUACUCCGGAAGAAUUGGAGAAAACGAACAGCAAUUCUCUUACAUCCAAAGCUGAAACUGUGGAAUUUCAUGCUUCUGAAUCGAAGAUCGCCGAUAACAGGAAGAGAAGGAAGAAGAAGAUGAAGUUGAGGCAUCUGAAUUCCGUCGGUCCAGCUUCAGUCAUGGCGGCGACACCUGAAAAAUACAAGUGCAACACUUGCGGAAAAAGCUUCGCAACUCAUCAAGCACUUGGUGGGCAUAAAUCAAGCCACAAUAAGUUCAGAUUGGUAAUUCAAAAUUCCGAUGUUACUAAUGUAGCUGCAACAAGUGAAGAAGCAGCUGCUAUCAGCUCAAAGUUGGCUGACAGCAAAUUAUCAAGUCAAUUGAAUUCACCUGGAUGCAGAAUUCUGGAUUUUGAUCUCAAUGAAUUGCCCCCUGAUCAUGAAGCUGAACUUUCUGGUAAUCAUGAAUACUUUCCAUUUUUUCCAAUUUGACAAUGUUAAGUUUUGAAGAUGUGCUUUGGAGCACCGAUAAAGUUAUUUUUGUGACUAUAAUUCAUGCCUUUUCCUGAUCCUGUGUGUGAAUAUACGAUGUUUAGUGCACCGAAUUGCCAUUCACAAUAUAUUAGUUUUAGUCUA